Pleuronectes platessa (European plaice) is the source of this 1958-nucleotide messenger RNA. It is a transcript of the gene dusp22a, whose product is annotated as dual specificity phosphatase 22a. Lineage: Eukaryota; Metazoa; Chordata; Actinopteri; Pleuronectiformes; Pleuronectidae. Gene Ontology annotation, cellular component: cytosol. Bases 229 to 924 code for a protein of 231 amino acids. The record is from RefSeq and is a predicted model, not a curated record. The transcript has 7 exons. Gene Ontology annotation, biological process: regulation of cell population proliferation; transforming growth factor beta receptor signaling pathway; protein dephosphorylation. Gene Ontology annotation, molecular function: protein tyrosine/serine/threonine phosphatase activity.
GAUCCAAACAAUCCGGAAGACGAGUCACUGUGACGGAACUGCUGUCUGCGCCGCUGCAUAACGUCAGUGUUUCAGGACUGAUGAUGUUUAUCGUGUAACUUUACCUGAUGAUGUUGUCGAUCAACAAACAAACGUAGCGGCUGAGGUUGGUCUCUGCUGUGCCUAGUUCAGCUUCCUGUUGUUAGAGUCAAAGUUCAUGUGAACAGCUCAGACUGGUCCAGACGCAUCAUGGGCAAUGGCAUGAAUAAGUUUUUGAUGCUGGACUGUGUUGAAUAUCUAACUCGAAAACCCAAGAUGUCUGUGACUGCUGCUUCACAGGUCGUUGACGGACUCUACCUGGGGAAUAUAAGAGAUUCAGAGAACAGGGAGAGUCUGUCGAAGAAUGGCAUCACCCACAUCCUGUCUGUGUACAACAAUGCCAAACCUGUGUUUGAGGACAUGACAUAUCUUUGUAUUCAUGCAGCAGAUGCUUCCAGCCAGAACCUAUCACAGCAUUUUAAAAGGUGCAUCAGCUUCAUCCAUGAAUGUCGCCUGGAUGGUGGAUCGUGUCUCGUUCACUGUCUGGCAGGUGUAUCCCGCAGCACCACCAUGGUGGUGGCCUACCUGAUGACUGUCACACACUGCAGCUGGGAUGAGUGUUUGUCUGCAGUCAAGGCCGUUCGCUCUAUUGUCGGCCCAAACUACGGCUUCCAGCAGCAGCUGCAGGAGUACCAGCAGACGCAAGUCUUAGAGUACCGAACAUGGUUACAGUCCGGUUUCCGUCCCAGUCCAUUCAAUGACCAGGAGCAGGUGGAAGCCCUCCUGAGCCUGUACACAGAGCAGCAGGCGAGCCAGAGGAGCGGAGACGAUCAGCGCUCGAUAAAUCGUGGUAUAGCUGUCUGUUCUCUGCCGUCUGUUGCUGAUGAUCCUGAGGGCAGCAGCUGAAACACGCCAAAGUCCUCCUGCCCGGUUCUGCCUGGAAAAAGUCAGCAGCUAUUAUUCUGUUCUCAAUUCCAAAUCAACCCUUAAAAUAUAAUUAGAUCCAAGGCAUUUGUAUGAAUGCCCCCUUAUGAGCCUUUUUUUUUACCUUUUUUUUUUGGGACAUUUGAUUUGAAUCGCUCAUAGUCGACUUGACGCCAUGGAGGUUGAUUUCGAAUUGAUCAACAGACUCCUUUUCACUAGCUGUACUUCCCAUGCUCACUUACAUGAGUACAGCCACAAUAUCAGUUCUCACUGACGCCUUAUUCUCAACACCUCAGCACCUUAGCCAUGAUGAAUACACUACACUCCCAUGUGGGCACAUCACACCUGCAGCAUUGAGCUUGGUAGCCUUAAAGAUGUGAUUGAUUAUUACUGGAGUCCUAAAGGAACAUACUGAUACACUCGUGGAGUGCAUACCUCCCCCAAGGCUUUAAAUUCAAUCAAGCUGGACCAAACUGCACACUCUCAUAGGAGGCAAUAACCAAGUAGGAUUAGAUUGGCUGGCCACUUACAGAGAUUACAACAACCAUAAAUACAAUCCCGCCGCACAUCACUGCCAUGUAAUAAACAGUGUUUGUUCUCACCUAGUUAGUUACUGUACUUGAUAUCUGAUUACACUGGGAAAACUUUUUAAAAUAAACUAUAAUGUAAAGAGUAUUGGUUGCUCAUCUUUUGUGGCUUUGUAAAGACACACACAUAUGAAGGAGAAAGGUUGAAGUAAUACAUAACGGGUUAAACAGAAGCUACAUGAAGCACAGCUGCAUCAAUCUAUAACCACACAUGAAGGAUCUCUGCAAGUCUUCCUGAUGUUAAUGAAGCUCUGAUUUAUCUUUUUUUUUUGUGACUAAAUUGAUUUGUCUUAUAAUUUCAUGAGUAUCCUCAGUUUUUUUGUGUGUGUUUUUAUGUCACGUUUGUUUGGUUUGGUUUAUAAUACGAUGCAGUGAUUGUUAAAAAUAUUGAAAUGGGAAUAAAUCUGUAAUAAAUAACCAUCAACACCA